CUUCCCCCAGUCCCCAAUCCAUUUGCACGUCUCCUUCAGUUCAUACGUCCAUCUUUUGCCGCUCUUUCUCCCUUGCCCGCCGUAGACAAAUCACAUCUCCCCGCCCCUGUUUCGCGAGAUCGAGAGAGGAAGAGCUUCAAGGCACGAUCAAACGUGAAAAGCCCAGGUUCUGCCGAAGGCAAGUCGAUAGCAGUGUCGGGCUUCCUUGAUGAGGAAGGAGAAUACCUCAGGCUCAGCCCUUUGCGAAAACGAUCGUUUUCGAGAAACGGGCAUCACUAAAAAUCUCGCCUUUCUAAAAUAUCGGGGGCUGCGAAUGUGUAGGAGCAGCGAAAGUUGCAGGGAGUAGCGGUUGCUUGUUGAUGAGGGCGCUCCAUUCCCUAGUCGAGAACAAAGGGUCUGCUCUAAGCAAGGCUCUGAUAGCCCAUUGUCAAGCAACCGUAGGAGGAACCUUGAGUGAUCUCUAUAAUGCCAAUAAUAUAUUAAGAGGGUAUACAAAAUGUGGAGAAAUCUGGGUUGCCCACCAACUGUUCGACCGAAUGCGCGAAAGAGAUGCAGUCUCCUGGAACACCAUGAUUUCUGGUUAUGUUAAUAGUGGUAAGCUGGAGAGAGCAUGGGAUUUUCUGGAGUCCAUGAGACAAUGUGGACUAGAAGUGGAUGCUUAUACUUUUUCCAGUAUGCUAAAAGGAGUAGCUAGUGCAGGUAGGCUUGAUCUUGGACAGCAGUUGCAUUGCUUGAUUUUCAAGCACGGAUAUGGCAGGAAUGUUUAUGCAGGAAGUGCUCUUUUGGACAUGUAUGCUAAGUGCGAGAGGGUUGAGGAUGCGUACGUCGUGCUCCAACACAUGCCGCAACGUAACUCUGUCUCGUGGAAUGCGCUUAUCAGUGGAUUUGCACAGAGCGGUGACAGAGAGACCGCAUUUUGGCUUUUUGAUAGCAUGGAGCAUGAGGGUGUUAAGCCAGAUGAUGGGACCUUCGCUCCUCUCUUGACAUUGCUCAACGACCAUCAGUUUUUCAAGCUAACUGCACAGAUCCAUGCCAAAAUUAUGAAGCGUGGUCUAGAAUGGAAAAUUAAUGUUUGUAAUGCUGCAGUCAGUUCAUACUCAGAGUGUGGCUCCAUUGAAGAUGCUAAGAAACUGUUUGAUAGCAUUGUCUUUAGAGAUAUAGUGACAUGGAAUUCAAUGCUAGCUGCUUACCUUGUGCAUGGUGAAGAAGAUUCUGCCUUUAGGCUUUUUAUUGAUAUGCAGUGGCUGGGCAUUGAACCGGAUUUUUACACUUACACAAGUGUCAUAAGUGCUUGUUUUGAAGAAGCACGUAAAAAUCUGGGAAAGUCCCUCCAUGCUUUGGCAAUUAAAAGAGGUCUGGAGCGAUCAUUACCAAUCUCAAAUGCAUUUAUAGCUAUGUAUAUCAAAUUGGGUAAUGGAUCCAUGGAUGAUGCUAUUCGUGUCUUCGAAUCAAUGCAAUCCAAGGACCGGGUUUCUUGGAAUUCCAUGUUGACCGGAUACUCCCAAGUUGGGUUAAGUGAAGAUGCAUUGGAACUUUGUGCUCAGAUGAGAUCUUUGGAUACUGAGAUUGAUCAUUAUGCUCUUUCAGCAGUUCUCAAGUCUUGCUCUGAUUUAGCAACUCUCAUUUUGGGCCAACAAGUUCAUGCAUUGGCACUUAAGUUUGGCUUUGAGUCAAAUGAAUAUGUUGGCAGUGCACUGAUCUUUAUGUACUCUAAGUGUGGCAUUAUUAAAGAUGCUAGAAACUCUUUCGAAGAGACCUUCCAAAGCAGCUCAGUCACUUGGAAUGCGAUUAUCUUUGCCUAUGCACAACAUGGCCUAGGAAAUGAUGCACUUGAUCUUUUCCAUUUGAUGAGAGCAAGGAGAAUAAAGCUUGAUCACAUCACCUUUGUCGCAGUCCUGACUGCUUGUAGCCACAUUGGUUUGGUUGAAGAGGGCUAUGGGUUUCUAUUAUCAAUGGAAACAGAUUAUGGCAUUCCUCCAAGAAUGGAAAACUAUGCUUGUGCGAUUGAUCUUUUUGGGCGUGCUGGGCUUGUGAAUGAGGCUAAGUCCUUGGUGGAUUUGAUGCCGUUUCAACCUGAUACGAUGGUGUGGAGGACUUUAUUGGGUGCUUGUAGGAGUAGCGGGAACAUGGAAUUGGCUUGCCAAGUCGGGAAUCGACUACUUGAGUUAGAGCCCGAAGAACAUAGCACUUAUGUUCUGCUCUCGGACAUGUAUGGACGCCUUAAAAAAUGGGGUGAUCAUGCCAGGGUGAAAAGACUUAUGAGGGAGAGAGGGGUGAGGAAGGUCCCUGGCUGGAGUUGGAUUGAGGUCCAAAACCAGGUUCAUUCUUUUAAUGCUGAAGACCGUUCCCACCCACUCUGCGAAGAUAUAUACCCUGUACUGGAAGGCUUGAUGGAUGAAGUAAAAAAGUUGGGCGGGGAUGGCAAUUCAGAGGAUUCCUUGCAACAAAUGGAGAUAUGGUUCGGGGCUCUUUGACAGUGACAUCUAUUCAUAUUCUCUUAGUUGAUGGCAACAAAUUUCAUUCGUUCAGGUACAGGUGCCUGGAUAAUUUUUUGGGCAAACAUUUGGGGCAGUGAAUAAGGAAGAAAUGGAAAUAUGGUUCGGGACUCUUUGACAGUGACAUUUAUUCAUAUUCUUUUAGUUGAUGGCAACAAAUUUCAUUCAUUCGGCUAAAUGUGCUGGAUAAUUUUUUAGGCAUACAUUUGGUGCAGCAAAUAAGGAAGAAUGAUAAGCAUUCUCCAUUGUAAUCUUACAGAAACACAAAUUUCAGGCAGCCUUCUUCUCAUUGUUUUAUGCUAGAUGACAAGAAGGAAAAAUCGGUUUGUCGUGAAUGUGAAGCAUUCCCUUAUUCAAUUGAAGUUACUGUCUUCUCCAAAUAGGAACUCUUGUCUUUGUUGCUUUUCAACGGGAAAAAGCUGUGGAGCUGGGAGAGGGGAGUCAGCAGUGGUGGGAGGUGAGGAGGAUGCCUUCCAAGUCAGCAUUUCCGAAAGAAACAUAGAACUUCAUCGAGGGGAGAUGCUGAGUUAACUUGCUGGCGAAGGAGUGUGUUAAAACUCAACACUGACAGGGCCACCAAAGGCAACCUGGGUGCUGCCAGAGCUGGUGGUAUGUUCAGAGAUGGAGGAAGAAAAUGGAUUGGAGGCUGCACAAGUUUGGUGGGCAUUGGCAUAUAUGCUCUUCCACCAAAGCGGAAUUUUGGGCUCUAUACUGCUCGACCUUCGAAGAUGCUCGUAGUUGAAGUGGAUUCGUUGUUGGUUAUAGAGUUGUUAAGGAACAAGGACAGGAGUACAACGAAGCGGAAUCCUUUUGCUGAAUCGAAUCGAACGGCCACAAUUUGGGAUGUAUUACAAGAACGGACAGCAGAUUAGUUUGGAUUUUCCUUUGGCUUCUAGCCCUUUGUACCCACACAGGAAAAAAAAAAAAAAAAAAGAAGAAGAAGAAGAAGCAGAGUUUGAAUUAUUAUUUUUUUCGGUCAUAAGAGUUUGAUGUUGACUCAC
Molecule: messenger RNA, 3496 nt
Organism: Eucalyptus grandis
Lineage: Eukaryota; Viridiplantae; Streptophyta; Magnoliopsida; Myrtales; Myrtaceae
Product: putative pentatricopeptide repeat-containing protein At3g25970
Exons: 2
Coding region: 360-2474 (704 amino acids)
Biological process (GO): RNA modification
Molecular function (GO): RNA binding; protein binding
Source: RefSeq, a predicted model, not a curated record